AUGGAUCAACUCCCCGAGCGGUCGCGCGAGCUCGCGACCCUCUACCUGGGCUCCGGAACGAUCGCGAUCGCCGUCGUCGUCGCCAUCGCAUUGGUUUUCUCUUGCACCAACGCUUUGGCUCGGAUCAUCUCCGUCACGGCGAGUCACGCGAGUAAGCGAGGAAUCGCGGUGACGAUCGAGAGCGUGGGACUGGCGCGCGUGCGAGGGAUAAAGAUAACGUUUGACGGUGAUAAAAGGUCGCGAAUACGGAGCGUGUCGAUCGAGGAGGCGGCGUACGCGGGGAGCGCGGCGACGGCGCUCGCGUGGUUGUUAAAUUUCGCGCUCAGAAAGGUGAGAGGGAAACAUCUGAGGGAUGGUUUGCCUCCGGUGAGCGCAAGAGGACUUGGGAACGGUAUGUUUGGGAACGGGCGCGCGCUCACGGAGUUCGCGGACGUGACGCCGAGGGCGGGGAGCCCGGGAUCGCAGUCGGAGGAGGGUACGCCGAGGAGCGCGCGCAGAUUCGUACGGUUCGGCGUGGGGUCGCUCAGGAUGGCGUUCGUGUUUAGCGGGAUUGAGAUCGUCACCCGCCGCGCGAGUGGCGAGGAGAAGAUGAGUGAGAUGCCAGAGAAGUAUCCGAGCGCAUCCAAGGAAAAGCCAAAGUCGAGCGGUGGAGGGAUGACACGGAACAAAUGGCGGUUGAUCAAGGGCAUCGCGUCCUUUGUCGACGUCACGGUGGUGUCGCUCACCGUUCGCGAAGAGGACGAUUUGAGCGUGGACACGUUCUUUUGUGACAAGAUGACGUUUGAAUCGUCAGGAUCCACGAGCGCGCGGUUAAAAUCGCUCAUCACCGCUCGUGUCUUACGAGGGAAAGACGGUUGGAGCUUGACGGAUGCCAACGUGCACGUCGCCGCUGAGUUCGACGCAGAGUCGAAGGCAAUCGUGCCCGUGCACGCCGGGUUGAGUGGGGCGACGCUGUCUCUAGUCAAACGUCGCGGCGGCGGGGUGAACAAUUCACGCGAUAGUGUCGUAGAGAAGCCGUCCACGUCGACAAAGGGACCACACAAAGCCGUCCAGGGGUUGCUCAAAAUGCCGAGGAAGUGCGCGGUGGAGUUCAAGCGAGUUCUUAUAGAAGACAGGGAUGAGAACGCGCCGAUUAGUUUUGUUUUGAAUAAAGUUCAAGGCUCUGUCGAGAGACUGAGCGAAUCCGGGCGAGGUUUCAGGUUGUUUCGCAAGAGGGACACGACGCAGUCGCCCUUCGCCUUGACUUCGUUCGGGAGUGACCCGUGGGCGGAGUUUACGUUCUCAGCUGAAGAUGCAAAAUUCAUUCACGAUAAGCACAAGAAGCUCGCAAUCUGCACCGGUAUGAGCGCGUCGAUGGCGUUGGCUUUAUCGGAGAAGAUUCUGGACGACGAGGAAAAGUUACCGGCGACGGCGGCGUUUGAGAUCGACAAGUGCGAACUCAGGCAUCACGCUGAUUUGGCUGAUCUCAUCGUCGCUCUCAAGUCGAGAUCGAAAUCGAAGAAGAAGGACGGCGAGACGAAACCUCCUUCAAAGCGUCGAAGCGACAUACCGUGGGACGUCAUCGACGCGCACGCUUCUUGCGUCAAGUCGUUUAGUGUGCACGCCUUCGACGACGAGGGUUCGGCGACGUGUGUGCUUUCCACGAAACAAAUUAUAGGACGAUACGGGAAGUUAGUCGAAGACGCACAGAAUGAGCUCGUGGUGGAUAUGAAUGUAUCAUGUAAGCGCGGUGUGUGCACGCUAUCACGCGCACAAUUUGGGAUUCCUGGAUUUCAUCCCGUUGUGCAAUUCGAAAGCGCGCGCUUCUCGAGCUCUGAGAGCGAAGGAAGCGCUGUGGAAUUGGAGGGAUCAACGCUCGAUGUGGACAUGGACGAAGCCGCUGCUCUAGUACUGAAGAUUGAACGAGCCGCGUCGAGCAUGAAGGCGGCGGUGUCCGCGGCCAAGGCUCCCAAAUCUGACGAUAAAGAGCACACGACAAGGUCACCGAGCGCCAAGAUGAUGCGCUUGUCCAUGGUGGACACCGCGGUGCGCGCAAAGUGCUCGAUGACGCCGUAUUCAACAUUCGGUGAAAUACCACAGAACUCGCGAGGCAACAAGGCUGUCAUCUGCGCGCUCGAAUUGAUGUGUCCGCUUGCCGAAAUCACCCGCCAAGAAACGGACAUAGACGUCGUCGCUGGUGGUUUCACAAUUUCCAUGUUUGACACCAUUUCCGGAAAAGCGUCGUCGCCGGGACAGUCCUUAGACGGUGAGAACGAGGAUGAUACGUGGGUAAGUCGAAUCGAUUACGAGUCCACUGCGGUAGAGAGUAAUCGUGUCAUGCUCUUCGGGAACUUCGAUGUAAAGUACAAAACGGGAGAGGAGAAUCGAGCGAACGUUGCCGUUGACGGUGUCGAAUUCGAUUGGGAGCCUGAUGUGCACUUCUUGGCGCUCAAGCUAGCACAUCUAGCAAAGUCCGCGAAGCCGUCCCCAAAAACGCCGUCUGAUGUCAACCGAGUAUCCACUGAGGUGAAAAAGAAGUUUGAUGUCACAAUCGACGUACGAAGCGUCAGUGGAUCAUUCUUCAUUACACCUGGCGCUUGUGCGCAAAUAUCAUUCACAGCGCUAGAAGCGAAUUCCCUCAAGAAGAGUUGCUGUGUUCGAGAAGGGACUUUCGGCUUAAACGGCCACGACAUCACGACGAUUAAUCUCGUCAUAUUUGAGUUGGAUUGCGAGGGUCGAUCUCGACCUCACGUCCAAGCGAUAGUCCAUGAAGAAGAAGAGGACGUGCGCGAACGCCGCAAGUUUGGCGUGACGGUUGAGGGUGCAAAACUCAUGCUCCCCGCGGGUUUAGACCUUGGAGAUGCGGCGCAAGCUAUGAUUGCCGGUGAACAGGCGUUGAGGGACGUCAUCUGCGAGGGAGCGAAGAAAGAAACGAAGAAAGCGCGCGUUUCUAUGACCCCUGAGGAGCCAAUUUUUGACGAGUCGUCUCCAUUCCAACCGGUGAACGAGAUUGACGUUCUGGUGACGAAUAUUGAAAUCGAUGUUGAAGAUACAAACCGUUUGGAGAGAUUUUUACGGGCGCGACAGGCCGUGUUAGGUGGUUGCAUGGCCAGCAUGGCACUCAAAGAGUCGAGCGAAGAGGCGAUUGAAGAGGUGACAUCGUUGGUCUUCCAUCAUAAGGAUUUUUUGCGCACGGGCGGCGGAAGUGCGCUUCACAUGACCAUGGGUGGAAUCCGAUCAGUUGGCGUCUGGGGCGGAGGAAAAGGGGCCGGCGAUGAGCUCGCCCAGCGAUCCGCUCAGAUCGUUCGUCGCGUUGAUAAUCCUUACAGCAACUCUGUGGCGUUACAAAUGCAGAACGUGUUCACCAUGAAUACAAACAUGACCAACGUGCGCGUCUGCGUCGCAGAUUUGGACGAGCGACCUCUCUUCGCGUGUGACGAAGCGAUGCUUGCGGGAAGCUUUGUUCAGGCGAGGCAGUACGCGCCACACAUCCUAGAUGGGCAGGUGGUAAUCGGUGUGGGAAGGAGGCGCUGGUCAAAGACGAACGGGCCGGACACUCCGUCUCGUCCACAACCCAUGUGGUUCACGGAUGCCGAUCUCAGACUCGUUGGCGCAGAAAUCUCUAUGGCGACGGCGAUUGAACCGUACCUGUUCAACAUGUCUCGAGAGCUCACGACGAGACUCGUCCUUCCGCGACUUCAUAAGCACCUGCCUGGUGGUGGUGGAGGACGACCGCCAACGCUGGAGUACAACGCCGCCGACCCCCGUCCACCAAGCAUGCCCUGGUGGGAUAUGUUGAGACAUACGUGGCGCGGGAUGAUGCGCGUGCAUUUAAUGCAAACGUCAUUGAAGAUGGAUGCUCAAGGACGAAUCGAGAAUCUAGGGGCGCACGGUGGCGAAAAGUUUAGAAGCGAACUCGAAUUCUAUGCCGAUGUGUGGGAACUCAAUCUUCGACCUCGUCACAUGUUGUUGCGCUGUUCAGAUUUCAGCGUAUCGAGAAUUCAAGACAACGAGGAUUGUCCGCUUCCCAGCAACCCCUCGAGUACGAGCGAAGACGUAGCGAAGCACCACAUGGUUGUCUUCCCAGUGAUGUGUGUAUCGGCUGCGUACGAGUUCAAGUCAAAACUUGAUGAAGGCGAUGGUCAUCGCACUCUGUACCGGCACGAUUCAGCGACGGGACACGAAUUAUUCUCAAAAGACUUGACGUCGUCCACGGCGUGCUUCGUCGAUCUCGACGUAACACUUGAUUCUAAGGAGGAUUUCGUAAAAAAACACGUGGAGCAGAGUGCAGAGUUGGACUGUUUCGUGGAGCGAAUUAGAGAGCAGACAUCGAGAGUUUCGCCGAACGAAUACUCUCAACCCACAUUCGCGCUGACUCCAGAUGACGUUGAGUUUGCGAGCAGGUGGAAGCGUGCGAUGCAAAGUCCGAUGAUUGCGCUCCGCAAUAUUUGGAAUUUCCGACCGUGGGGCGCUCCACGCAGAGUCAAACACCCAGAAUCCAUCAGCUUGGUGGAUCUUUUCAAGAGCGUGGAUACAGUCAUCACGUCUAACGUGAUUCACGUGGUCAACUCAUCGAGCGACGAAACAGAAAGUGCGUUCGGUGCGUGCUUUUCUCUCCACUCGGUCAACGUUCUGGCGAAAAAGGCGCCUCGCGCCAACAUCGAGUUCACCAUUCGAGCAAACGCGUCGCAGUUCCACGUCCCGGAGGGGCCAGAAGAUUCAGAAGUCAAGGCGAUAAGUCCGAUGAGAUCAUUCCGUUUGGCGAAUAAAUCAAUUUCGAGGCGGCUCAAUUUCGCCGAGCUGGAUGACGUGAUCAAGGACAUGUUGCAAGGGAGCACGACUAGUCCGAUCAUGGGAGGAACGUCGCCGCACUCGACGGGAGCCCGCCCGACGUCCACUGAUCCCACCUUGGUUCUAGACACUCGACGCGUAGAGAUCAUUCAGAAAGCAGAAGAGUCCGUGUCGAGCGAGGGUAUUCAGAUCGAGGUCGAGACUCCGAGGAUUCUGAUCGAAGCGAAACAGAGAAACUCUGUUCUUGGAUGGAUCAAUGAGCUUUGGGCUGCGGCUCAAAAUUAUCGAAGAGAACCGUCUUGGACUGAAUGCGAGCGUAUCGUCGAGAUGGCCAAUCGCGUCUCGCUUUCUAAUAUGAAAACUCGCGCGUUAGAUACGAUUCUAGGCGAAGUCCCGACUUUGGAGACACUUGCGAGAGCAGAAUCGGAUGCGAAAGACUCCGAUUUGGGUGUAUCUCCGAAGCGCGCGCCCGACACAAAGGUGCUCUUUGUGAUCAGCAUUACUGCUCCACAAUUCAACUUGAAGGGUAACAACGCCGCUGGGAGAAUGUUGCUCGCCGCUGAAGGUGGCCUUGUGGUGGGUAGGACUGUUGAAGACGGAGUAUCGGAUCCUAAACGUCUCGUUACAGUCUCUUUGCAGCAAGUGCAAGCUUACGUCGCGCCGACGAAUGUUGACUUGAGUGCCGGCGUGCAAUGGCUCCGAGAGAAGACUUCUGCCGGUAACGAAGUCUCCUUAAUUCGAGAUGAUGUGUUUGGCGAAGCAGAAAGGCAAAAAUCUGGAUCCCUAUUACGCCGAAUUUUCGCUCCUGGCACGAUGGUGUUCGAGUACAGAACUGUCAUAACCACCGUGUCUCGUUCCAUCACUGACGACGCGCUUUACGCAUAUGACGAAGUGGGACUUGAGGAUUUGCACGAUGCCGACGACACUCCAGACGUGCAUGAAGUGCAAGCAGAGCCCGUGAGUGAGUUCUCCGUGCGAUCUCCUGAGAUCAUCGCCGAAAUGAACUCGAACCAAUACGCCGUGUUGAUUGAUGUCAUCGAGGGUCUGUUCUUGACUCCAACGACUGUGAAAAGACCGCGACCGAGUGCUCAGGCCGCGAAGCUAUUACAGAGUCGAGAUAGAACGUUUUUGGAUUCCAUGGCUCUCGCGUCUUCGGGAGUUGUCGCCGAGCCAAUGAGGAGUUUGAUUGCGGCGCGCUGGGCCGCAGAGAGCGUGGAGAAGAACUACCGGCGCGCCAGCAUGCUUGCUCCGAGCGAGAAGCAGAAGAUUCUUGGAAAAAUGGACAGUCUUUGGUCAAAGGCGGAGAAGUCGGAAGCUCGAGUUCUCGCGGCGAUCGCUGAGGCGGAGGAGCUAGUGCGCUUGCACCGCCGUCGUUCAGCCAUCCGUUUGAGCCUUGAUGUUGAGCUCGCGGCGUGGACUUUGGUCGCGGGCGGUCAUCCGUGCAUACAAGCCUCUCUUUCGCGUCUCUCUCUCUCACGGGAACGUCAGGUGGAUUCGUCGGGGACGCUGAGAUUCAAACUUCAUGGAUUAGGACUCGUUUCCCUCGAUCAAGGCGAUCGCGAGGAUAUGUUUUCUCGUUGGUCCCAGGGGAAGGCCGAUUUCGACACGCCUCUCAUCGACCUCUUCUCCGUGCGUGCUGGCUCGGCUCCCGAGCGACCUGUGUACGAUCACUUGGAGUUAAGUGUUCUCCCGUUUCAGGUGAACAUAAAGCACUCGCAGUAUAAGGUCGUUCACAAAUACUUCUUCCCAUCGACUUCUACGGGCGCUUACGACGCGUUUAAAAAAGCGUACAAACGCCCUGCAUCGGACCUGACAGACUUACCCGAAUCUCCUAGGGAGAGUAUCGACGAACGGCGAGCGUCGAACGCUCGUGUUGGAAAUUUAUUGCCACUUCAAAUCCCAGUGGUAUCGCCGGCCAGAAAUCCGCACCGAAGGGAGUGGCGAUGGGAGAAUGACGCAGUAGCCCAGCAGUCCAAGGUAAAACAUGAGGACGUCGCGAAACAGGAAGACAACUCGAGCAAAGCUAAGGUUGUCUUCUUACGUGAGUUCCGCAUCCACCCCUUGCACAUGAAAUUGACCUACGAGGGUAUUAGGAGGGCUUUCAGGGAUUACGAAUUCGGCAUCGACACUUUUGCGUACAACGAUUACCGCGGGCGUUGGCGCGAUUUAACUGCUGAGCUCAAGAACCACCUCGUGUGGAGUGUGCUGAAAUCACUCGUCGGCAUACGAGGCAAGUACGUCGAACAUAAAAUCGACGCCAAGUCUGUAUUCCAGCGCACAGCUGAUCGAAUCAAGGCGAAGGCAAUGAUGCUGAAACGGCGAUCGAGCGGCACGGAGAGCGACGCCGGACGCGAACCGACGCCGGCGUCCGUGGUCGAGGAGACACGCGGACUCUCGGUGUCCGCACCCGGCGAGAUCGAGCGCUCGGAGCGGAAGGAAAACGCGACGCAGAUACAUCCAUCUCACACGUCUCACGCACCGGCGAAGAAUAAGCCUCGCCGAUUCCGUCCGUACAAGAACACCAAAAAGUUCUUAGCCGCCAUCGGCGUUGGCUCGUACGCGCCAGGCGGAGGCGCGUCCACGAACGGGUCGUCAUCCGCCUCGCGUCACGGCUCCCGCGCCGAGGUCGAGGGUGCGUGGUCCGCCCCAUCCAAAUCGAGUCAAGUCGCCGAGUAG
Molecule: messenger RNA, 7446 nt
Organism: Ostreococcus tauri
Lineage: Eukaryota; Viridiplantae; Chlorophyta; Mamiellophyceae; Mamiellales; Bathycoccaceae
Product: FMP27, C-terminal
Exons: 2
Coding region: 1-7446 (2481 amino acids)
Source: RefSeq, a predicted model, not a curated record